CUAUAAACUCAUAAAAACCAAACCGAACGAAUAUCGAAGGUUGAAAAUCGAAAUUAUAACCUUGGAAACCCCCUGAAAAGCCUUUAAAAAAAAUGUCACAAGAUAGUUUCGAUUGCAAUACGGAGUCCGAGCGGCCCAGGAAGACCUUGGUUUUAACCAUCUUCGCCCUGGCCGUCAUCAUGAAACUGUGCAUCAUUCUGGUGGAGAUCCUGGAUUUUGGAAAUUACCUGAAACAAAGUGGAGAAAAGAAGAGUACCAAUUAGUUGAUGUUUCAUUAGAAUUCUCUUUUCUUUUAUGUGUUAAGAUACGUGUAAACAAAGAAGUGAUAAAGCCGAUAGAUUGGCAUCCAAAUGGAA
Molecule: messenger RNA, 356 nt
Organism: Drosophila serrata
Lineage: Eukaryota; Metazoa; Arthropoda; Insecta; Diptera; Drosophilidae
Source: RefSeq, a predicted model, not a curated record